Molecule: messenger RNA, 1982 nt
Organism: Carassius gibelio (silver crucian carp)
Lineage: Eukaryota; Metazoa; Chordata; Actinopteri; Cypriniformes; Cyprinidae
Product: zinc finger BED domain-containing protein 4
Exons: 2
Coding region: 57-1313 (418 amino acids)
Molecular function (GO): protein dimerization activity
Source: RefSeq, a predicted model, not a curated record
CGUGUCACAUUAGCUUCACCACGGACAUUUGGACAUCAAGCGUGAGUCCUGUAAGCAUGUUGAGCCUCACUGCCCAGUGGAUAGAUGAAGAUUUCACCCUUAAAAAAGCUGUCCUACACUCACAGGAAUGCUCCGGUUCUCACACAGCAGCUGCAAUUGCGUCCGCAUUUGAAAGUAUGUUUGGGAAAUGGAAAAUAGAAAGAGAACGAGUGCAUGUCGUGCUACGUGACAAUGCCCGUAACAUGGCUAAAGCUAUGAUGGAGUUUGGUGUGACAAGUCUACCGUGCAUGGCACACUCACUGCAACUGGCGGUGAAUGACGGUGUCUUGUCUCAGCGCAGCGUGGCGGAUGUUGUGGCCGUGGGAAGGAGAAUAAUUGGACAUUUCAAACACUCCCAGCUGGCAUACAGUCGACUGGCGGAUGUACAGAAAGAGCUCGGAAUGUCGAUAAAACGACUUCAACAAGAUAUCGCUACCAGAUGGAAUUCGACUUUUUAUAUGAUGCGAAGCUUGGUCGAGCAGAAAAGGGCACUAGGUGCUUAUGCCGCUGAUUUCGAGCUUCCUGCAACUUUGACGGCAAAUCAGUGGGGAAUUAUAGAAAAUAUGAUCACACUUCUCGCCCCCUUUGAACAGCUGACCAGAGAUAUAAGUUCUGCAGAGGCUUCUGCUGCUGAUGUGAUCCCCGCGGUUGUGGCACUGACACGACUGCUUGGCCGGCCGAGUGACACGGACAGAGGAGUGCAGACUACCAAAACUACCCUGCUGGAAGCCGUCAAUCAUCGCUUCAGCGGUGUGCAUUGUGAGGCACUUUAUUCUGUUGCAACCAUGCUUGAUGCACGCUACAAAGACCGGUACUUUGACGAGGAAAAAAAGAGGAGUGCUCGCGACCUGUUGCUCAAAGUUUUGGAUGACAUGAGCGGCAGUGCAGAUGCCAGCACAGAGGAUCCUCCAGAGAAGAGGACCCGAACAGGAUCACUGCUGGAUAUGUAUGACGAAAUUCUGGAGGAGAAUGUCAUGUUUGAGGAGCAAGACAAGACCGCUUCAGCGUCACAGGUCAUCUUAUACCUGGCCGAACCCACAAUUCCCAGGAACCACAGUCCAUUGGAGUACUGGAAGUGCAACCAGGCCCGUUUCCCUGCCCUCGCUCUUGCUGCACGCAAGUACCUGUGUGCACCUUGCACAAGCGUUGACAGUGAACGGCUUUUUAGCGUUGCCUCUGAUGUGAUGGAUGAAAAGAGAAAUCGAAUGGACGGUGAAAAGGCAGAGAUGCUCAUUUUUCUUAAGAAAAACCUACCUCUGGUAUUAAAAAAAUAGCUGAACAGAAGCCUACCGGUCAGCCGAAGUUGUCACCCUAGUUAGUUGGACUGAAAAGGUUUGCACCACUCAAGUUCAAGUAAAGGAUAAGAUGUCCUUGUAUUUUUAUUUUAUUUUUUGUGGCUCACAAGAUAAUAUGUGGAGCUUGGUUUUAAGUUUGAUUAUACUUUAAAGUGGGUCCUCAGGACUGAAGUGGAGGUCUGGACUACAGCUGCUUGUUUUGUGCACUUGAAGUGUUUUCUGUAAGUUUCAGUACAAUGUCAUGUUAACCACUAUGUUGGGGGAGCAUUUGGUAGACCUGUUCCAGUAGGAAAAGAUGUAAAAAAAAAUAUUUGAAAAUGUAUUUGUAUUUAUUUUAAUCUUAAGGACUGAAGUUUCAAAGUCUAAACUUAAAAAUAAAAUGUUGCACUGGCAUAUCAUUUAUUCUCCAAGUGAAGUAAUUGACCUGUUUUUCAGGUGUGAAUGUCUGUCUACAUUUGUAAAAUAAUACAUUUAUGGUAGAGUCAGUACAGAAGAGAUACAUGGAUUUCUCUUCAGUAAAAUUAAAGUUUUAAUAUAUCAGGCGAAAAAUGUGUAUAUAUAUCGGUAUCGGUAUCGGCAUCGGCCAAAAUUAUUUUGAAAAUAUCGGCAUAUCGAAUAUCGGCCAAAAUCCAAUAUCGUGCAUCCCUA